GUGAUGAAUGCGGAAGUGCACGUCAUACUUGCUGGCAGAGCAGCAGCAGCAGGCAAAGGAGGUGGAGGCUGGUGUUGCUUCCACGCAGGAAGUGGAGCCCUAUAUAUGCCGCCUCCUGCACGCCCACCUCGUUAAAAUCAAGGGGAUUCACUUCUAGGUGUGCAUCCUGAGCAAAAAGGAAAAUGUCGUGGAUAAGAGAGGGAGAACUGUCCCUCUUGGAGAGAUUCUGUGCCAGUGUCAUCAAGGCAGGGCCAAUGCCAAAACACAUCGCGUUCAUCAUGGAUGGCAAUCGCCGUUAUGCCCAGAAACAUAAAGUGAAGAAACUGGAGGGGCAUUCACAGGGAUUUGCAAAACUUGCACAGACAUUGCAGUGGUGCCUGAGUCUGGGUGUUCGUGAAGUCACAGUUUAUGCCUUUAGUAUUGAGAAUUUCAAGCGACCCCGAGAAGAAGUGGAUGGCUUGAUGCAAUUGGCAAGAGAAAAGUUCACUCGUCUUCUAGAAGAACAGGAAAACUUGGAAAAACAUGGGGUGUGUGUCCGAAUCCUUGGAGACCUACCCUUGCUGCCACGAGAUAUCCAGGAACUGAUUGCCAAGGUUGUGCUGGCAACAAAACAGUACAAUACGUGUUUCUUGAAUAUUGCCUUUGCGUAUACAUCAAGAGAAGAAAUCAGCAAUGCGGUAAAAGAGCUGGCUUGGGGUGUCGAGGAAGGGCUGCUUCAACCCAGUGAUGUGUCAGAAUCGCUAAUUGACAAAUGCCUGUAUAGCUCCAAAUCUCCUCACCCAGACAUCCUGAUCAGAACCUCUGGAGAGGUCCGGCUUAGUGAUUUCAUGCUUUGGCAGACGUCCCAUUCUUGCCUGGUGUUUCAGCCUGUGUUGUGGCCAGAAUAUUCUUUCUGGAAUUUAUGGGAAGCUAUUCUUCAGUUCCAGAUGAAUUACAAUGCUUUGCAGAAAGCCAGGGAUUUAUAUAUGGAGGAAAGGAAGUGGCAGCAGAUGGAGACCGACAAGGCCUGCGUCUUGGAGAAGCUGAAGGAGGAGGGGUCUGCAUCCUGUGCGGAUGCUCAGAGACGGAGGACACUCUUGCAGGAAUUAAGGGCAGAGCGGGAAGAGAGAGUCCAGGGUUUUUUGGAAGCGCUGGAAAACAAAAGAAUGGACUUCCUAGAAAAAUUGACAGUGGCAUCUGCAUGACGAGAAGAGCUUGUUGGGCCCGAAAUUGGGACAGAAAGGUGAUGGGGAGGGAAAACAUGAGCCGAGACACAAAUAGUCCAGCUGCUACACAGAAGGGUUCAUUUACAGAAUGAAAACAUAAGUUUGGGUGUAUAUGCAAGACUUUACCUCAGGUUUGGUGAAAGUGUGGUCCUCCAAUUAUUGCACGACUACAACUCCCAUCAUACUUAAGCAUUGACCACACUGAAUGGGGCUGGUAUGAGUUGGAGUACAAUGACAUGGGACCAUGAGUUUCUUGUCCCUGCUUUACUUCUGUAAUUUUUCCAGUUAUGACCCACUGUGCGGUUUGGGAACCUAUUGGCCGAAGGAGAUUUAUGUUAUCUCACUUGAUUAUGGUUUUAAGAUAGCAGAAGGAGAAUUUGUUGUAGGUUCUGUUAAUAAAUAAAUAGAGUUGGUACACAUGUGGGAAGAACUGUGCAUGCAGUAGGGAUUUUAUUCCAUUUCCCAGCAUACCAGCACUUUUAUAUUACAAAUCAAGAGGCAAUAAAAUCCAAAUGAUCCGUUGUGAUGAGUAAACCUUUCUCAGCCGCAUCAAAAGGUGCUAGCUUUUGAAAUUCACUGAAUUCUUCCUUAGUCAAAAGAAGCCAGUGAGCCUUGAAAACUAGUAUGAUAAAUCUUGCAACUUUCUGUGGCUAAUAAAACUGUUACCAUGGUGUGUAUUUAGGGUUUUCUUGCACAACUAACACACCUACUGUCGCAUUUUUUUCAACAUUCUAUAAAUCUGUGUGUAAUGAAGUCUAAAAAUGUUGCUAUUGGUAAAAUUAAGAGGGUAAUCUUGUGUGCACACAAAUAAAUGGCCAUCUGGAAUGAGGUCAAUACUUUCUCAAAGCACUGUUUCGGUCUCCAUUUGGGAGAUAGUUAUGUCUUACAAUUUUUCAUCCUUAACUCUUCAAUAUGAACAUAUGGAGAACAAGAUUACCCAUGGAAGUCCAGAAAAGCAUAUUUUCAAUCUGUUGGGAGAGGACUAUUAUCUUCCUUAGAGGUUUGGAAAAUGGUACGUAAUUUUCAGGAGAACCCGAUGCAGCAUUCAGUUUGUUUGUUUCAUUUUGGAUGGCAUUACCAUAUAUAUAAAAUCUGUGAAGAUUAAAUUGUCAGGCUUUUUCAUAAAAGACUUGUGACAGUCAUCUUUCAUGCAAAAAACAAACAGAUGAUCAUUAAAAACAACUAUUUUAAGGCUAAA
Anolis carolinensis (green anole) is the source of this 2403-nucleotide messenger RNA. RefSeq names its product dehydrodolichyl diphosphate synthase subunit (gene dhdds). NCBI's taxonomy places the organism in Eukaryota, Metazoa, Chordata, Lepidosauria, Squamata, Anolidae. Gene Ontology annotation, cellular component: dehydrodolichyl diphosphate synthase complex; endoplasmic reticulum. The coding region runs from base 183 to 1184 and encodes 333 amino acids. Gene Ontology annotation, biological process: polyprenol biosynthetic process. Gene Ontology annotation, molecular function: ditrans,polycis-polyprenyl diphosphate synthase [(2E,6E)-farnesyl diphosphate specific] activity. The transcript has 10 exons. The record is from RefSeq and is a predicted model, not a curated record.